Molecule: messenger RNA, 4506 nt
Organism: Oncorhynchus keta (chum salmon)
Lineage: Eukaryota; Metazoa; Chordata; Actinopteri; Salmoniformes; Salmonidae
Product: dual specificity mitogen-activated protein kinase kinase 6
Exons: 12
Coding region: 367-1377 (336 amino acids)
Biological process (GO): protein phosphorylation; MAPK cascade
Molecular function (GO): ATP binding; MAP kinase kinase activity
Source: RefSeq, a predicted model, not a curated record
CCGGAUGAACAGAGUUGACUCAUUUUAGAUCAUUCCAUUGGUCCUGAAUAAAAAUCUCCACACAUCAGGAGCACCGGGCCAUGAAAAACUAAUACGACCACUUCUUCGCUGUCUAAAAAGUGUACAGUUUGGUAAUGUAACGUUAUCGAGUUAAAUUCGUAUGUGCUUUCGGUUUAUAACUUUCUUUUUUUUAAACUAGAAGCCCUGCGACACGGAAACAAACUAACGCAACAUGCAUGAAGAUUGAAACAGACUUGCAUCGUAGUUGCAGGACAAGCCGCAGCUUCUGAGCGGGGUAGAUGCAGGGAGGGAGGGAGUAAAAAAGUCUUUGUGCUUCCCCUCCCCCUCAUCAAAGCAAAGGGGGAAAUGUCUCUUUCUAAAGGAGGAAAGAAGAAGAACCCAGGCCUCAAGCUCUCCAAAGAGGUCUUUGAUCAGCCCCCACCUGCAGCCGCAGCCCCCCCUCGAGAUCUGGAUUCCAAAGCCUGUGUUACCAUUGGAGAAAAGAACUUUGUUGUGAAGGCAGAUGACUUGGAGCAGAUUGGGGAGCUGGGUAGAGGAGCGUAUGGCGUGGUGGACAAGAUGAGACAUGUGCCCAGUGGGCUUAUCAUGGCCGUCAAGAGGAUCCGGGCCACAGUGAACACCCUGGAGCAGAAGAGACUGCUGAUGGACCUGGACAUCUCCAUGAGGACUGUGGACUGCUUCUUCACGGUCACCUUCUACGGCGCUCUCUUCAGAGAGGGUGACGUGUGGAUCUGCAUGGAGCUGAUGGACACGUCUCUGGAUAAGUUCUACAAGCAGGUGAUCGAUAAAGGCAUGACCAUCCCUGAAGACAUCCUGGGGAAGAUCACUGUAGCGAUCGUCAAGGCUUUGGAGCAUCUGCAUAACAAACUGUCAGUGAUACACCGAGAUGUGAAGCCGUCCAACGUGCUGAUCAACACACAGGGCCAGGUGAAGAUGUGUGACUUUGGCAUCAGCGGCCACCUGGUGGACUCUGUGGCCAAGACCAUGGACGCCGGCUGCAAGCCCUACAUGGCGCCAGAACGGAUAAACCCCGACCUCAACCAGAAAGGCUACAGCGUCAAGUCAGACAUCUGGAGUCUAGGAAUCACAAUGAUUGAGCUGGCCAUUCUGAAGUUCCCCUAUGACUCGUGGGGUACACCCUUCCAGCAACUGAAGCAGGUAGUGGAUGAGCCCUCUCCACAGCUGCCCUCGGGCCGCUUCUCCCCUGAGUUUGUGGACUUCAGCUCCCAGUGCUUAAGAAAGAAACCCAACGAGAGACCCGCCUACACAGAACUAAUGCAACACCCCUUUUUCACCCUGCAUGACUCCAAAGAGACGGACGUAGCCAGCUUUGUCAAGAUCAUCCUGGCAGACUGACAGGCCCCUCCACCCACCAGGGUAGGAGGUAGGCGGGACUUCUCCACCCACCCACCAAUCCAAGGCCUUUCAGAAAGCUCACUGGAAUUGAUCUGCCACACAACUCCAACUUUCUUUCCCCAAAGACUGACGCCAGCUCACAGAGGCCACGUGGGAAAGCGCUUGUAAUAUGAACUCAAGAUGUUGAUGGUGUCCACCUAAACUGGAGAUGGUCAACUCACCCACGGGUCCAACUAACCUUUCCCUCCCUCUACUCCUACAAACUGAACUGAUUCAAACUCUUCACUGUACCAGUUUUCUGAUUGGACAGUGUCUGUCAGCAGGAAGAAAAUCUCUCUUUACACAUACUGUAUGUCCAUCACUCUGAAUUACACAGAAAGCCAAAAAGAAUUCGGUGAAAUGUGUUCGUCUCUGUAUAAUGAAUUGAAAAGAUAUAUAUUUUUCAUUUAUGCGUUUUUGUUUUUCCUGAUACAGUUUGUAAUACUGUAUAUUUUCAUCAAAUAUGAAUUUAAGGGUGUGUCUUUACUCUUUCUGAAUGGUAUCAUGAGGGGAAGAGGUGACCUACAUUUCUCGUCUCGCCUUCUGGUGAUUGGUCAGUAAUGGGACGGCAGCUGCUGUCGUCGGGCAGGGUUUUGGGAGGCUCUGGAGGGGUCAGACUCAGUAAGUUUCUUUGUAGAGGGAAGUUCAAAGGUGAAAGCGUGACUGGGGGGCCCUGUACAAAAGGAAUUGCAAGUCCUACCUAGGUCUCUUUGGUGGCAUGGGAAUGCAAGGCAUCUGUUAUCAUCUGACCCUAUAUACACCCCCUCACCCAUCUGUAUAUGCCCCUCUGCCCCGCCCCUUCCUAACCACCUGUAAACGCCCCUCUGCCCCGCCCCUUCCUAACCACCUGUAUACGCCCCUCUGCCCCGCCCCUUCCUAACCACCUGUAUACGCCCCUCUGCCCCGCCCCUUCCUAACCACCUGUAUAUGCCCCUCUGCCCCGCCCCUUCCUAACCACCUGUAUAUGCCCCUCUGCCCCGCCCCUUCCUAACCACCUGUAUACGCCCCUCUGCCCCGCCCCUUCCUAACCACCUGUAUACGCCCCUCUGCCCCGCCCCUUCCUAACCACCUGUAUACGCCCCUCUGCCCCGCCCCUUCCUAACCACCUGUAUACGCCCCUCUGCCCCGCCCCUUCCUAACCACCUGUAUACGCCCCUCUGCCCCGCCCCUUCCUAACCACCUGUAUACGCCCCUCUGCCCCGCCCCUUCCUAACCACCUGUAUACGCCCCUCUGCCCCGCCCCUUCCUAACCACCUGUAUACGCCCCUCUGCCCCGCCCCUUCCUAACCACCUGUAUACGCCCCUCUGCACCGCCCCUUCCUAACCACCUGUAUACGCCCCUCUGCACCGCCCCUUCCUAACCACCUGUAUACGCCCCUCUGCACCGCCCCUUCCUAACCACCUGUAUACGCCCCUCUGCACCGCCCCUUCCUAACCACCUGUAUACGCCCCUCUGCACCGCCCCUUCCUAACCACCUGUAUACGCCCCUCUGCACCGCCCCUUCCUAACCACCUGUAUACGCCCCUCUGCACCGCCCCUUCCUAACCACCUGUAUACGCCCCUCUGCCCCGCCCCUUCCUAACCACCUGUAUACGCCCCUCUGCCCCGCCCCUUCCUAACCAUCUGUAUACGCCCCUCUGCCCCGCCCCUUCCUAACCAUCUGUAUACGCCCCUCUGCCCCGCCCCUUCCUAACCACCUGUAUACGCCCCUCUGCCCCGCCCCUUCCUAACCAUCUGCUCUGUCACCAAGAGUGCUGUAAAGAGUAUGUGAACAGUGUAUUCUCAUAUAGUACAUGGACUUGUAAUUGGGGGAUGAUAAUGUAACUAUCCAGACUCUGCUGUAUUUAUCUUCCAGUCCCUCCGAGCCGUUUAAAAAGCUGUAUUUUCAUUAUUCAUUGUGACUAUUAUCACUUGGUUUCCUGGAUGUGGUUGGGGGCUGCUGUUUGACCCAUUUUAACUUUUACAUUUAAAUUUUUCUCAAUUUCCUUUUCCCCGAGUGGCAGACAGGAGCGUGUCAGUAUGGUGUUUCGUCCCUGAAGCACAGAGGUCUACGAAGCCUCAUGCCUUACACGGACAGGACGUCAGGGAACAUCAUUUAUGUGUGUUGAAGAUGUAAAUACUAUUUUGGACAACUUUUUUUUCUCUUUUUAAAUGUAACGUUGGCAACGUGGCGGCAGAGAGGACGUGUAGUCGUGUGCUACGCGGCUGAUUUGAUGUGUUCUCGUUGGUUUUAAUGCAGUCGGUGUGUGAGAGAGGCAAACGCAGCCUGCUGACUCCUCCUGUAAUCAUCUGUUUGAUCGAUCUGCUGCAGCCACCUCUCAGGUUUCAAUGCCCUGCUUUAAGUCGGCGGAGGCGGCCAUGUUUAUUUCCCCACCAUGUUGUACCUCUCUUCAGCGCUGGGUUGCGUUCAUUAGGCGCCAAACGGAAGAAAACAAACAGUGAGGAACUAAUGUUCGGUUCCACGUUGCAAAAUGUUAAACGCUUCCCGUUGCAUGCCCCAAUGAACGCAACCCAUUAUUGUGGAAGACUACUUAUGUGUGAGAUCAUGCUAGGCUGUGAAUGGGUACCUGCCAUCUAGGCUUGAAUCCCAAAUCGACCCCCCCAAUCCCUAGACAAUCAUCUAGGUCUGAGACCGAUUUGGAGGUAUGAGCACUAUAACCAGGUGAAGUAAUCACCAUAUUGGUUACCGUUUCCACUCCAUACUUUCUAGAAGUGCCCUGGGGAGAAGGGAGGCUCUGGGUUGAUCUGGAACUCAACCCUCUGGACUCUGCUAUGCAGUGGCCCUCAGGUCUUCCAUCAGGACUAUGAGAAUCCUGCCAUGUGACCGCCAGUGGUGGUGGUGGUGGCACUUGCCCCUUAGUGUUUUUAGGGUGCGCCCAAAAGGAUGCCCUAUUUCCUGUCUCUUCUUUCUAGGGAACCGGGUGCCAUUUCAGACGCAGCCCUGGUCUGUAACUGGUAAGCCUACCCGGUCUUCUCUCAGCCUCUCUGACGUACAUUGUAGUAGGCUUCUUAUCAAAGUUGGUGGAUGAGGAGUAUUUAUAAUAUGUGAGUAAAGAAGGGAAAGCAAAUAAAGAGCUGCUGUGAUUUGA